GGGCCAUAUUCUGCUGCACUGUGGGCUCCAUGUGCAGAGAGCAUGGCUGAGCUCUGCAGCCAGGCUAUGGUGAGAUAUGGGCAGCUGUCCUCGGAGAAGGAAAAGUGGCAGGCUGUGUUGGUGUGGAAAUUAUGAAGAAACUUUCUAGCAAGAGAAGAGGGGACGUCACAAUGCAGAUGGACCCAAAAAGCAGUGCCUCUGAAGAGGAGACCCUCACAGAUCCUUCAUGACCCUGUGCGCAAUGCUGUUCUCAUGACUGUAGUGAACUGUGCACACCAUCUGAGUGAAGAUGUGCUGGACCUGCUCCUCCUGCAGACAGCCUACUUUCUCAGUGUGGCUCACCAGAUCUCCAUGAACAGCAUGCUCCAUCACCAUAUAGGUGUGAUCUUUGGUAUUGAUGAUGUGGAACAGCUAGAUGAUGUUUGCCUGGUCCAGCUCUUUGAAGAUGUCAAUUUCUGUUAUGUUGCUAUAGUCAUUCUUUCUACCAUUUUCAAGGAUAAAAGCAACUUGCACCUUUGUGUGGAAGUGACAGACCAGCUAUACCUCAGCAAAGGUCUCUUUUCCAGGAGUCCUGAGUGUGAUUUAGGGAUCCUAUUUAUGUGAUAAGCCUCUCUGAUUCUCUAUGACCCUGUGUGCAAUGCUGUUCUCAUGACAGUAGUGACUACUGCAUACUGCAUAUUCCAUUAUAUAUUAAUGGUCUCUAGUAUUGAUGAUGUGUAGCUAGAUGAUGUUUGACUGGUCCAGCACUUUGAAGAUGUUGAUUUCUGUUAUUUUGCUGUAGUCAUGUGUCCUACCAUUUACCAGGAUAUUCAGAGCAACUCGCACCUCUGUGUGGAGGCGGCAGGCCAGCUUCACCUCAGCAGAGGUCUCUUGUUCAAGGGUUCUGAGUAUGACAUAAGGAUCUUUGUAAGGGAUAAGCCUCUCUGCAGGUUGAGACCUGAGGUGGGUAUUUUUGUGGUGUGGCUGAGAAGGCAGAUGUGGGAGCCCUGCACAACAGACCUACCUACAUUAUUUCAGCUAUGUUUUUCAGUGGCACCCACGGAAGUCAAGGCAGUGGAAUGACCUGCCCUCAAAGAGCUUCAGGAUUACUAUACAAAAGCAACCAUAAGUGAACCCAUUAGAAACCUGAAUGCAAUCACAAAUGUUACACCUGCCCUAGAUCCAAACUCUACGAUGUUCAUGGAACACUUAUAGAAGAGACCUAUGUAAGUUUCUGCUCAUAAGGAGGAAGAUCAGAAACUCCCAGAGAAGAUGAACUGUUCUCGUGUGAGCUCUGCAGCCCCGUACAAGAAAUAGAGAGACUGGAGAACGGCUUCAGGAGACAACUCGUCCGGACAUCUAGAGAGAGCCUGGCCUCUGACGCACCCCAGAGAGGACAAAGCCUGUUCUAAGCCAAGAUGGUGGUUUACUGCUUAGCAGUGUCAGCAGUGUCCAGGCAGACAGGCUGAUGUGCUCUGUGCACUGCUCUUUAAACCCAUGCAACCCCCAAGAUUACUGCAUAAGGAUGUGGGACAGAAGCACAGUGAUAACUUUCCAAAGCUGGGGUCAUGUACAUCUCUGUUAACUUUUCCCUAAGCCCAGGAGGAGGAGGAGGUUGAAGAAAGGAAAUACAUAGGACUUUCUGGAGCUGAGUCUGUCAAGUCCCCAUUCUAAGAUGUCCUUGGAAGAAAUGAAAAACCUCCGCCUGGAAGAACAGCACCUGGAGCCAGAAACCAAAGAGGUGAAUGGGAUCCUUAUGUCCAAGAUGAUAAGUGAUAAUUGGGACAAAAUCUGGAACUUCCAAGCAAAGCCAGACGACCUCCUCAUUGCGACCUAUGCAAAGGCAGGUACCACCUGGACACAGGAAAUUGUGGACAUGAUCCAAAAUGAUGGGGAUGUGCAAAAGUGCCAGCGUGCCAACACCUUUGACCGUCACCCUUUCCUAGAGUGGACUUUGCCUCCACCCCUCAACUCGGGUCUGGAUCUGGCUAACAAAAUGCCUUCACCUCGAACCCUGAAGACUCAUCUGCCCGUUCAGAUGCUGCCCCCUUCCUUCUGGAAAGAAAAUUCAAAGAUUAUCUAUGUGGCCAGAAAUGCCAAGGACUGCCUGGUAUCUUACUACCACUUCUCAAGAAUGAAUAAAAUGCUGCCUGACCCUGGUACAUGGGAAGAAUAUGUUGAAACAUUCAAAGCUGGAAAAGUGCUGUGGGGCUCCUGGUAUGACCAUGUAAAGGGAUGGUGGGAUGUGAAAGACCAGCACCGCAUUCUCUACCUCUUCUAUGAAGACAUGAAAGAGGACCCAAAGAGAGAAAUUGAGAAGAUUGUAAAAUUCCUGGAAAAAGACAUAUCAGAGGAAGUUCUAAAUAAAAUCAUCUAUCAUACCUCCUUUGAUGUAAUGAAGGAAAACCCGAUGGCCAACUAUACCACUCUACCCGCCAGUAUCAUGGACCACUCUAUCUCCCCUUUCAUGAGGAAAGGGAUGCCUGGAGACUGGAAGAACUACUUUACUGUGGCACAAAGUGAAGCUUUUGAUGAAGACUACAGAACGAAGAUGGCAGGAAGCACUAUUGCUUUCCGCACAGAGAUCUGAGCGCAGUGGAGUUGGGGCUGGGGGAGGGGAGAUAGAUUUUUCUGACUAAAUCUUUUAGCCAUUUGAGAUUCAUAUUAAAAUAUAUUUAACAUCAUUCCUCUAUCCCUGAGCUGUUGGCCAAUCCUGUAGGUACUAUCAUACUAUUUCAUCAAAAUGUAAUCAAACCCUGUACAGAAUGACUUCUGUUACAGUAUGUGAUAAUUUUCACUGAUACCUACGAUACAACCAUGGAAUUUAAUGUGCUUAGGCAAAACUCAUGAACAGACAUACAUGAUAACAGGAUUUCGACAUAAGAAAGUAAACGAGAAAAGCAAAGAGAAUGAGAAAUGAGCACUGAAUAUAAAUGGAAGGAUAGCUGAUUUUCUUAACAAUUGUCUGUUGUGCAAUACUGUAA
Messenger RNA from Chionomys nivalis (European snow vole), 2963 nucleotides. Its product is annotated as sulfotransferase 1C1. Bases 1655 to 2569 code for a protein of 304 amino acids. Gene Ontology annotation, cellular component: cytoplasm. The record is from RefSeq and is a predicted model, not a curated record. Gene Ontology annotation, molecular function: sulfotransferase activity. The transcript has 9 exons. NCBI's taxonomy places the organism in Eukaryota, Metazoa, Chordata, Mammalia, Rodentia, Cricetidae. Gene Ontology annotation, biological process: sulfation.